AUGUCACCACCAGCUAGCUCAGGAAAACAAAAGGAGUCAGGACUUGCUCGUUUAUUAGGUUCUGGAACUUCAGGAAUAUUAGAAUUAUUUAUAUUUCAUCCUGUUGAUACUAUUGCAAAACGUUUAAUGACUAAUCAACAAAAAGUUUUUGUACCUGGUGCACCAUUAUCCCAGAGUUUUAAUAAUUUAGGGGAAGCCAUAUUUAAAGAUAAGCAUUCUGCAACUUUUUUCCGUAAAUACACAUCAUUAUUUCCAGGGCUAGGUUAUGCAGGUGGAUACAAAGUACUUCAAAGGAUCUAUAAAUAUGGUGGUCAACCAUAUGUAAAAGAUUAUAUCAACAAAAAUCAUAAAGAUGCAUUCUAUAAAUUAUUUGGUGAAAAAAGUGGUAAGACUAUAAUACAUGCCACUGCUGGAAGUUUAAUUGGCAUUGGAGAAGUGGCACUUUUACCAUUGGAUGUAUUGAAAAUUAAACGUCAAACAAAUCCUGAUACAUUAAAAAAUAGAAAUAUUUUCAAAAUUUUUUGGGAUGAAGGGUUUGGACUUUAUAGAGGUGGUCUUUGGACAGCAGCACGUAAUGCACCAGGAAGUUUUGCAUUAUUUGGUGGAUCAGCUUUUGUUAAAGAAUAUUUGUUUGGAUUAAAAGAUUACUCUAAAGCAACAUUUCUUCAAAAUUUCUGUGCAUCAAUUGGUGGUGCUAUAGCUUCUAUCAGUGUGGCUCAACCACUUGAUGUAGUUAAAACACGUAUCCAAAAUAGACCUUUUGAUUCACCUGAAACUGGGACACAAAUUAUUCGCAAAAUGAUACUCAAAGAAGGCGAAAAGAAAUUAGCAAAAGUUAUUUGUCCUGAUAAAUGGAAAGAAGGCUCAAGAAAUGUUAAUGUUGGAACGGAUAGAAAAUUAAAUGAAAAUAAAUUGUUAUCUAAACCAGGAAAAAAUAGGUUUAAACCAUAUGAAAAUAAAUGUAAAGUUUGUAAGUCAAGAGUGCAUCAAGAACAUGCGCAUUAUUGUCAAGGAUGUGCUUAUAAACAAGGAAUAUGUGCAAUGUGUGGUAAACAAAUCCUUGAUACGUCGAUUGGCUAG
Messenger RNA from Entrophospora sp. SA101, 1080 nucleotides. Lineage: Eukaryota; Fungi; Glomeromycota; Glomeromycetes; Entrophosporales; Entrophosporaceae. The record is from the annotation of a GenBank genome assembly.